AUGCCUAACAAAUGUUUUGUUCCUGCAUGUAAAUCUGGCUAUUUGAGCAAUACUAAAAAAUUAAAAGCAGAAGGGAAGAAUGAACCACCCAUGUUCCAUCCACCACAAAAAAUCAAUUAUAAAAUCGACGAAAACAGCGAUAACGACCUCCAUAAAAAUGAUCUAAAUAUUAAGACUCUUGAAACCUGUAUACCUUCUUCAUCUUUUACUUCGGUUGAUAUAAGAAUUAAUGACAUAACAUAUUUUGUUAACCAUGUAUUGUCUCAUAGUGAAAUUCAUACAGUUAUAAAUAGUAUAUGGACACCAGAUAUAACGUUUAAUUUUCCUAUACAUAAAAACUUCGAUAAAAAUAAAAAAGGGCAAACGAGCAAAUUUCAAUUCAAUUGGUUAUUAAGAUGGCGAUGGUUAGCAUACUCAGAAAAAGAAGAUGGUGCAUUUUGUAGACUUUGUGUUGCUUUUUCAAAAUCUGAAGGUGGAAUAAAUGGCCAGAAACUUGGUGCUUUGGUAUUAAACAAAUUUGAUAAUUGGAAACACGCUAUAGAAACAUUUACUAAACAUGAUAAACUAAAUUAUCAUAUUAAAAGUGUAAUAGACACCGAUAACUUUUUAAAAAUGAGAAAUAAUCCAAGUAUAUCCAUUGAAAAUCAAUUAGAUACAGCCCGUAGUAAACAAGUAAAUGAAAACAGAAUAAAUAUUUUACCUAUAAUUGAAGUUAUUAUUUUAUGUGGUCGUCAAGAGCUUGCAAUACGAGGACAUAGAGAUUUUGGUAAAAUCAAUGUAGAAACAAUGCAAACUACAAAUGAAGGAAACUUUAGGGAACUAUUGCGGUAUAGAGCUCGUGGUGAUCUAAAGCUUAAAACAUUUCUUGAAGGUCCAGGUGAACGAAAUAAAUAUAUUAGUCCUACUAGCCAAAAUGCUAUUAUUGAUUGUUGCAACACGGUAAUACUUAAUAAAAUUGUAGCUAAAAUAAAUAAAGCAAAGUGUUUCACUGUCCUUGCUGACGAAACCGCCGAUGUAUCUGGUAUAGAGCAAGUGUCUUUAUGUGCUAAAUAUGUUGAUAUAGAUGAAUUAGUUGUCAGAGAAGAUUUUUUGCAAUUUGUUCCUACAAACGAUUUAACUGGCAAAGGCUUAGCAACUCUUAUUAUUGAAAAUUUAAAGGCGUUCGGGAUAGAACUUAAGUAUUUACGUGGACAGGGGUACGAUGGGGCUGCAGCUAUGUCUGGACAAUUUAAUGGUGUUAGGUCACAUAUUUCUCAAUUGUAUCCGAUGGCAACUUAUGUUCACUGUACAGCACACACCCUUAACUUGGCAGUAUCUAAAUCUUGUACAAUACAACCAAUUAGAAACUGCUUGGGUACGAUUGGAAAAUCACGAGAUUUCUUUGUAUACCCCAAACGAAAAAAUAUACUUUUACAAGCAAUCGAAGACUUUAAUGGAACAAUUAAUGCAAAAACAUUAAAACGCAACUGUGCUACAAGAUGGAUCGAACGUUUUCAUUCAGUUCACGAUUUUAUCGAACUUUUGGAAUGUGUCGUUGAUUCCUUAGACACUAUUAGUAGUUGGGCCGAUGGUGAUACCUCAAGUCAAUUGGAUUGCCACUAUCUAAACAAUUCCAAAGCGUUGCCAUUGAUUUAA
Metopolophium dirhodum (rose-grain aphid) is the source of this 1635-nucleotide messenger RNA. RefSeq names its product zinc finger MYM-type protein 1-like. The record is from RefSeq and is a predicted model, not a curated record. The transcript is spliced from 3 exons. Lineage: Eukaryota; Metazoa; Arthropoda; Insecta; Hemiptera; Aphididae. The coding region runs from base 1 to 1635 and encodes 544 amino acids.